AUGUAUUUCGGGAAUCCGUUACAAACAAGUGCUACAGGACAAGCUAGUUUUGUCUCCCAGAAUCCUGCAUAUUAUCAAGCAUCACGUCCAGCUCUGCGACCAGUUAACAAUCCUGAGCCAUAUCCAUUUGCACUGCAGGAUUACAUGACCAAUUGUCUUUCAGGGUCUUACCAUCCACAGGCAAUUCAAAAUUACCCAAAAAAUGAAGAGAGCAAUACUUAUUCAAGAAAACCAAAUGCUCUGCAGCUACCUGAACAAAACCCGCGAGUUCACAGCUCUGCUCCUGAUUUUUCUGCGGAGCCAGACAACUUAUUCAUGGCAACUCUGCAAAGGCCACUGGGAGCUCCGUCAACGCAGUCACAAGUGCAGAGAAACCUGCUUGAUUCGGCAGCACUGAAGCCCACGCCUCCUGCUUUUACAAACAGAGAAAUUUCUGGCAGUCAGCGAGAACAAGUGAGCUAUCAGCCAGCAGCUUACGAUGCCACGCAGGCACGAUAUUAUAAAAGUAGUAAGGAAGUAACAGUGGCGCUUUAA
Molecule: messenger RNA, 534 nt
Organism: Gongylonema pulchrum
Lineage: Eukaryota; Metazoa; Nematoda; Chromadorea; Rhabditida; Gongylonematidae
Source: the annotation of a GenBank genome assembly